This is a messenger RNA of Erythranthe guttata (spotted monkey flower), 12460 nucleotides long. NCBI's taxonomy places the organism in Eukaryota, Viridiplantae, Streptophyta, Magnoliopsida, Lamiales, Phrymaceae. The record is from RefSeq and is a predicted model, not a curated record.
GCCCUAAAGAUAUCACAUGUGUAAGACAGUGGACUAAAUCUCUGAUUUUCUGUAGGAUAGUGGACUAAAGACAAAAUACCUUAAACUAAUUCGUCGAUAAAUAGCCCCGACUACACCAAAAUCAAAAGAGCACAAGCCUUAACCGAGGGGGAAUAUAGCGUGGCACUCCCCCGUUUCUGUUUCCGUUUCCGUUUCCGUUUCCGUUUCGUUGUUGAUCAAAAGGAAAACCCUUUCCUUCUGCUUUCAAUUCCAAUCCAAAACCCUAAAUACAUAACUAACUACCCCAAAAUUCAGAAUCCCUUCUGUACAUUCCCGUUCUCGCGCUUUCCAUUUUGUUUGUUUAGAAAAUCGGUCUUCUCUAAUAAACCCUAGUUCAUUCUUUGUUGAAUAUAGGUGGUAUCUUCUGGUAAAUUUUUAGUCUAUUCAUCAAUCAUGAGUCCUGUUCAGAAUUUCGAGCAACACUCUCGCCACCUAAUCGAACCAGAACUCCCAAUUCAGGCAAGGCUGCAAAUGGCGAUGGAGGUACGGGACAGUCUGGAGAUUUGCCACACAGGGGAGUAUUUGAAUUUCUUGAAGUGCUAUUUCCGUGCAUUUUCUGCAAUUCUACACCAUAUCACCAAGCCCCAGUUCGCCGAUAACCCAGAGCACAAGCUUAGAAAUAUUGUAGUUGAGAUUCUUAAUCGCUUACCCCACAGUGAGGUUCUUAGGCCCUUUGUUCAGGAGCUUCUCAAAGUAUCAAUGCAUGUACUCACUACAGAUAAUGAGGAAAAUGGUUUAAUUUGCAUUAGGAUUAUUUUUGACUUGCUUAGGAACUUUAGGCCUAGUUUAGAGACUGAGGUUCAGCCUUUUCUGGAUUUUGUCUGCAAGAUUUACCAGAAUUUUAGGGCUACUGUUAGUUACUUUUUCGAAAAUGGGGCCAUGUUGGCACCACCGCCACCACCACCAGCCCCACUGUCUACCUCAGCCAUUUCUGGAUCAUCAUUGAGUGGUGAUGACGUCAAGCCUCUCGAAGUUUCAGAUCAAGUUGGUUCUUUGGGUAGUUUUGUUGGGGCAACAGGGCAGCUUAAUCCGAGUACGAGGUCGUUUAAGGUUGUUACUGAGAGUCCUCUGGUUGUUAUGUUUCUAUUUCAGUUGUAUGGGCGACUAGUCCAGACUAAUAUCCCACAUCUAUUGCCAUUGAUGGUGGCGGCAAUUUCAGUCCCGGGUCCAGAGAAGGUCCCACCUCAUUUGAAGACCCAUUUUAUUGAGCUCAAGGGUGCACAAGUUAAGACAGUGUCUUUCUUAACGUAUCUGCUGAAGAGCUUCGCCGACUAUAUCAAGCAACAUGAAGAAAGCAUAUGCAAAAGCAUUGUGAAUCUGCUUGUCACAUGCUCUGACUCAGUUACAAUUCGAAAAGUUGGUUCCCUCCUCUUGCAUAACAAAUAUAUAUUUUUUCAUUUUCUAUGCACCUGGAAAUUAAUCUAUAGAAGUUGUUUACUCCAGGAACUAUUGGUAGCAUUGAAACAUGUGCUUGGAACAGACUUCAAGAGGGGUUUAUUUCCAUUAAUCGACACACUUUUGGAUGAGAGGGUCCUUGUUGGCACUGGCCGAGCAUGUUUUGAGACAUUGCGGCCUCUCGCUUAUAGUCUUUUGGCAGAGAUUGUUCACCAUGUCAGGGGAGAUCUUUCUUUGUCCCAGUUGUCUCGGAUUAUUUACCUGUUCUCAAGCAACAUGCACGAUGCGACCUUGUCCUUGAGUAUACAUACUACUUGUGCUCGCUUGAUGCUGAAUCUGGUGGAGCCGAUAUUUGAGAAAGGUGUAGAUCAGGCAUCGAUGGAUGAAGCACGUAUUUUAUUGGGCCGAAUAUUGGAUGCUUUUGUGGGGAAAUUUAAUACUUUCAAGCGCACUAUUCCUCAGCUACUGGAAGAGGGAGAAGAAGGAACAGUUCGUACUACAUUGAGGUCAAAACUUGAAGUACCAGUGCAGGCAGUCUUUAAUCUGCCAAUGUCUGUUGAGCAUGCCAAGGAAGUCAGCGAUUGUAAGCAUCUUAUAAAGACCUUAGUAAUGGGAAUGAAGACAAUAAUCUGGAGCAUCACUCACGCACAUAUACCACGAUCACAGGUAUCACCUUCCACACAUGGGAAUCCUCAGCAAGUGCUUGCAUCUACAUCAUCAGGAUCUUCAAUAUCACAACCUUUUAAAGGGAUGAAAGAAGACGAGGUCUGUAAAGCUUCGGGUGUUUUGAAGAGUGGCGUACAUUGCUUAGCAUUGUUUAAGGAGAAGGAUGAAGAGAGGGAAAUGGUUCACCUAUUUUCCAAUAUUUUGUCAAUAAUGGAGCCGCGGGACUUAAUGGACAUGUUUUCACUGUGCAUGCCAGAGCUUUUUGAGAGCAUGAUCUCUAACAGCCAGCUAGUCCACAUCUUUUCUACUCUUCUGCAAGCCCCUAAAGUUUUUCGCCCUUUUGCAGAUGUUUUAGUUAAUUUUCUUGUGAGCAGCAAACUUGAUGUUCUUAAGCAUCCUGAUUCUCCUGCUGCAAAACUUGUUUUGCAUCUCUUCCGCUUUUUAUUCACUGCAGUUGCAAAGGCGCCAUCAGACUGUGAGCGUAUUCUUCAACCACAUGUGCCUGUAAUCAUGGAAACUUGCAUGAAAAAUGCAACUGAGGUUGAGAGACCAAUUGCUUAUUUACAACUUCUUCGUACAAUGUUUCGUGCACUCUCUGGUGGUAAAUUUGAAGUUCUGCUUCGAGACUUGAUUCAUAUGCUGCAACCAUGCCUAAAUAUGCUUUUGGCUGUUCUUGAGGGUCCUACUGGUGAAGAUAUGCGAGAACUUCUGUUAGAGCUUUGUUUGACACUGCCUGCACGAUUAAGCUCACUACUACCUCACCUUCCUCGUCUAAUGAAGCCUCUCGUUAUGUGUCUGAAAGGAAGUGAUGAGCUCAUCAAUCUUGGUUUAAGAACACUUGAAUUUUGGAUUGAUAGCUUGAACCCUGAUUUUCUAGAGCCAAGUAUGGCAAAUGUGAUGUCUGAGGUGAUUUUGGCAUUGUGGUCUCAUUUAAGACCUGCACCGUAUCCUUGGGGUGGAAAAUCAUUACAACUUCUUGGCAAGUUAGGUGGUCGUAAUAGACGUUUUCUCAAAGAGCCGCUAGCUCUUGAAUGCAAGGAAAACCCGGAGCACGGUCUUCGAUUGAUUCUCACAUUUGAGCCUUCUACCCCAUUUUUGGUGCCACUGGAUCGCUGUAUUAAUCUUGCUGUGGCUGCUGUCAUGCAAAAGAGUGGCACUGUGGAUAGCUUCUACCGAAAGCAAGCACUUAAAUUUCUUCGUGUAUGCUUGUCUUCUCAGCUAAAUUUGCCUGGACUUGUUAAUGAUGAUGGAUCAACAUCUAGACAACUGUUAACUUUUCUAGGUUCUUCAGUUGAUCCAUCCAGGAGAAGAUCUGAUGCGUCUGAUAUAAAGGCUGACUUAGGUGUCAAAACAAAGACUCAACUUAUGGCUGAGAAGUUUGUGUUCAAGAUUCUCUUGAUGACAAUAAUAGCCGCAAGUGCGGAACCUGACUUACAUGAACCCAAGGAUGAAUAUGUAAGCCACAUAUGUCGCCAUUUUGCUAUUAUAUUUCAUUUUGAGAGUCCAGCUGCUCAGAGUUCAAUUUCUGCCUCAUCAAUUGGCGGUCCCAUGCUGUCAUCCAAUUCUAAUAUGAGUUCUAAGUUAAGGCAUAAUACUUCUCUAAAAGAGUUGGAUCCUUUGAUUUUUUUGGAUGCUUUGGUAGAAGUACUGGCAGAUGAAAAUAGACUGCAUGCUAAAGCUGCAUUGAAUGCAUUGAAUAUGUUUGCUGAGACGCUUUUGUUCCUUGCUAACUCUAAACAUUCUGACAUGCUGAUGUCGAGAGGAGGUCCUAGUACUCCUAUGAUUGUCUCCAGUCCCUCAAUGAGCCCCGUUUAUUCACCUCCUCCAAGCGUGCGGGUUCCUUGUUUUGAGCAACUUCUGCCCCGACUUUUACAUUGUUGCUAUGGGACUACGUGGCAAGCUCAAAUGGGGGGUGUUAUGGGGCUUGGUGCUCUGAUUGGAAAGGUCACCGUUGACAUUUUAUGUCUUUUUCAAGUAAAUGUUGUUCGGGGACUUGUCUCUGUUCUUAAACGACUUCCCACUUAUGCUACUAAAGAACAGGAAGAAACAAGUCAGGUACUGACACAAGUUCUGCGUGUGGUGAAUAACGUUGAUGAAGCGAAUAGCGAAGCACGUCGGCAAAGUUUUCAUGGUGUUGUCGAGUAUUUGGCUUCAGAAUUAUUUAAUGCCAACUCUUCUGUAAAUGUGAGAAAGAUUGUGCAAUCUUGUUUGGCACUCUUGGCAAGUAGAACUGGGAGUGAGGUUUCUGAGUUACUCGAACCUUUGCACCAGCCUUUGCUACAGCCUCUUAUUAUGCGCCCACUGCGGUCUAAGACUGUUGAUCAACAGGUGGGAACGGUAACUGCAUUGAAUUUCUGCCUAGCUUUGAGGCCUCCGCUUCUUAAAUUAACACCAGAGCUCAUAAUUUUUUUGCAAGAAGCUUUGCAAAUAGCAGAGGCCGACGAAACUGUGUGGGUCGCGAAAUUUAUGAAUCCGAAAGUUGCCACAUCUUUGAAUAAACUCAGAACUGCUUGCAUUGAACUCUUGUGUACUGCCAUGGCAUGGGCAGACUUUAAAACUCAAAAUCACUCUGACCUGCGAGCAAAAAUAAUUUCCAUGUUCUUCAAGUCCUUGACAAGCAGGAGUCCCGAAAUUGUAGCUGUGGCUAAGGAAGGGCUACGCCAGGUUAUUCUACAACAAAGGAUGCCAAAAGAACUCCUGCAAAGCAGCUUGAGGCCUAUAUUAGUUAAUUUAGCACAUACCAAAAAUCUCAGCAUGCCACUUUUGCAAGGUCUUGCUCGGCUGCUCGAACUUCUAUCGAAUUGGUUCAAUGUUACCUUAGGUGGUAAAUUAUUGGAGCAUCUUAAGAAAUGGUUGGAACCUGACAAACUUGCGUUGUGUCAGAAAUCCUGGAAGGCUGGUGAGGAACCUAAAAUAGCUGCUGCUAUCAUUGAGCUGUUCCAUUUGCUUCCUUCUGCUGCUGGAAAGUUUCUUGAUGACCUUGUGACUUUAACUAUUGAUUUGGAAGCUGCCCUUCCACCUGGUCAAUUUUAUAGUGAGAUCAACAGUCCAUACCGCUUGCCACUUACUAAAUUCCUCAAUCGUUAUCCUACUGCUGCAGUUGAUUAUUUUCUUUCUCGAUUAUGCCAACCCAAGUAUUUCAGGAGGUUUAUGUAUAUAAUACAAUCAGAUGCUGGCCAACCAUUAAGGGAAGAAGUUGCAAAGUCUCCAGAAAAGAUAAUAGCUAGUGCAUUUCCUGAAUUUUUGCCUAAAACCGAGGCGACUCAGGGAUCCUCCAUUCCUUCCAGUUCUUCAAUGGGUGAUGAUACUCUUGUUACACCUAAAUCUGAAGAUUCUGUUCAAUUGGUAACCACCUCUAGUGCAACAUCAGAAGCUUAUUUUCAGGGUCUUGCUCUGGUUAAAACUCUUGUUAAAUUGAUGCCUGGCUGGUUGCAAAGCAACCGUGUCGUCUUUGAUACUCUGGUUUUGUUGUGGAAGUCCCCAGCUAGAAUAUCCCGAUUGCAAAAUGAGCAGGAAUUGAACUUAAUGCAAGUUAAAGAAAGCAAGUGGCUAGUCAAAUGUUUCUUGAACUACCUGCGUCAUGACAAGAUGGAGGUUAAUGUGUUGUUCGAUAUUCUUGCCAUCUUCCUGUAUCGGACUCGCAUAGACUUUACUUUCUUAAAGGAGUUCUAUAUUAUUGAGGUGGCUGAGGGCUACCCUCCCAACUUGAAGAAAACUUUGCUACUUCAUUUUCUGAACCUUUUUCAGCUAAAACAAUUGAGCCAUGAUCAUAUGGUAAUUGUAAUGCAAAUGCUCAUUCUUCCUAUGUUAGCUCAUGCUUUUCAGAAUGGACAAACUUGGGAGGUCAUUGAUGCGACUACAAUCAAGAUAAUUGUUGACAAACUGCUCGAUCCUCCAGAAGAGAUAUCUCUGGAUUAUGAUGAGCCUCUGAGGAUUGAGCUUCUGCAGCUUGCCACUCUACUUCUUAAGUAUCUUCAAAAUGACCUUGUCCAUCAUCGGAAGGAGCUUAUAAAAUUUGGUUGGAAUCAUCUCAAGCGUGAAGACAGUGCUAGUAAGCAGUGGGCAUUUGUAAAUGUUUGUCACUUUUUGGAGGCAUACCAAGCUCCAGAAAAAAUUAUACUACAGGUGCUUAGACAGGUAUUUGUUGCACUUUUGAGAACUUGCCAGCCAGAGAAUAAAAUUUUGGUCAAACAAGCUCUCGACAUACUCAUGCCAGCACUUCCGAGAAGAUUGCCACUUGGGGAUUCACGUAUGCCUAUAUGGAUACGUUACACUAAGAAAAUCUUAGUUGAGGAAGGUCACUCAAUUCCUAAUCUUAUUCACAUAUUCCAGCUCAUUGUCCGCCACUCAGAUCUUUUCUACAGCUGUAGGGCACAAUUUGUCCCUCAGAUGGUGAAUUCUCUCAGUCGCCUUGGGCUACCAUAUAAUACUACUGCAGAAAAUAGGCGCCUUGCUAUUGAACUUGCUGGAUUGGUUGUCAAUUGGGAAAAACAAAGACAAAAUGACCUGAAGAAGGGGGCUAAUAAUGAUGGCACCAGUCAGAGUACUGAUGUACUGAAUCUUACUUCUGCUGCAGGGGAUCCUAAUAAGCUUUCUGUUGAUGUAACUACAUUUUCUGAUGAUUCAACCAAGAGAAUAAAGGUUGAACCUGGUCUGCAAUCUUUGUGUGUCAUGUCUCCUGGAAGUGCCUCUUCAAUUCCCAACAUUGAAACUCCUGGAUCUGCUGCACAACCCGAUGAAGAGUUCAAGCCUAAUGCAGCAAUGGAGGAGAUGAUCAUCAAUUUUCUUAUAAGAGUUGCCCUAGUAAUAGAACCUAAAGAUAAGGAGGCAAGUCUUAUGUACAAGCAAGCUUUAGAUCUUCUAUCUCAAGCGUUGGAAGUGUGGCCUAAUGCUAAUGUCAAAUUCAAUUAUUUGGAGAAGCUGCUCAGCAGUACUCCAUCAUCUCAAUCAAAAGACCCAUCUACUGCCUUAUCCCAGGGCCUGGAUGUGAUGAACAAGGUUCUGGAAAAGCAACCACAUCUGUUUGUGAGAAAUAAUAUCAACCAGAUUUCCCAAAUUCUGGAACCAUGUUUCAAAUUCAAGAUGCUUGAUGCUGGAAAUUCUUUGUGCUCCCUGUUGAUGAUGGUUUCUGCUGCAUUUCCUCCGGAAGCAGUGAACACACCACAAGAAGUAAAGAUGGUGUAUCAAAAAAUGGAGGAGCUUGUGCAAAAGCACCUUGCAGUGGUUGCUGCCCCUCAGACUGCAGGAGAAGAUAACUCUGCUAGCAUGAUUAGCUUUGUGCUUUAUGUCAUCAAAUCCUUGGCGGAGGUUCACAAAAACCUUAUCGACCCUUUCAAUGUGGUCCGCGUCCUUCAGCGUCUUGCACGGGAUAUGGGAUUAUCUAAUGCUUCUUAUACAAGACAAGGUCAGAGAUCGGAUGCAGAUUCUGCAGUCACUUCCUCUCGUCAAGGUGCUGAUGUUGGAGUUGUCAUUGCCAACUUAAAAUCUGUUUUGAAACUUAUCAGUGAAAGAGUCAUGAGUGUACCUGAUUGCAAAAGAUCUGUGACUCAAAUCCUGAACUCCUUGCUAUCUGAGAAGGGAACCGAUCCUUCUGUCCUUCUCUGCAUUCUUGAUCUAAUAAAGGGUUGGGUUGAAGAUGAUUUUGGUAAAGCUGGAACACCUGUUGCAUCUAGUACAUCAUCUAUUACUUCUAAGGAGGUUGUUUCUUUGCUCCAGAAGCUUUCACAAGUCGAUAAGCAGAACUUUUCCGUUAGCACGGCAGAAGAGUGGGAUCGGAAGUAUCUUGAAUUUCUUUACGGACUUUGUGCUGACUCUAAUAAAUAUCCUCUUCCGCUACGUCAAGAAGUGUUUCAGAAAGUAGAGAGACAGUAUUUACUGGGUUUACGGGCUAAAGAUCCUGAAGUGCGGAUGAAAUUUUUUGUUCUUUAUCAUGAAUCACUGGGGAAAACCUUGUUUACAAGGCUGCAGUAUAUUAUUCAAAUUCAGGAUUGGGAGGCCUUGAGUGAUGUUUUCUGGCUUAAGCAAGGCCUUGAUCUCCUUUUGGCUAUACUAGUUGAGGACAAACCUAUUACACUGGCUCCAAACUCAGCAAAGAUCCCCCCCGUUUUGGUAUCAGGUGCAACUUCUGACUGUACUGGUGUGCAGCCAAUGGCUACUGAUAUUCCGGAAGACUCUGAGGAAGUACCUCUCACACUUGAUAGCCUUGUAUUGAAGCACACUCAUUUUCUUAAUGAUAUGAGCAAACUAAAGGUUGCUGAUCUUAUUAUCCCAUUGAGAGAGCUGGCACAUACGGAUGCUAAUGUUGCAUACCAUCUGUGGGUUUUGGUGUUUCCCAUUGUUUGGGUAACCUUGCAUAAGGAAGAACAGAUGGCACUAGCCAAACCAAUGAUAGCUCUCUUGUCAAAAGAUUAUCAUAAAAAGCAGCAAACACAUCGACCAAAUGUUGUGCAAGCCCUUUUAGAAGGGCUUCAACUGAGUCACCCACAGCCACGGAUGCCCAGUGAACUAAUCAAAUUCAUUGGAAAGACUUACAAUGCGUGGCACAUUGCAUUAGGACUCCUUGAAAGUCAUGUAAUGUUGUUUCUGCAUGACACAAAGUGUUCUGAGUCUCUGGCUGAGCUUUACCGCUUACUCAACGAGGAAGAUAUGAGGUGUGGUUUGUGGAUGAAACGGUCAAUUACUGCAGAAACUAGGUCAGGUCUUUCACUUGUUCAGCAUGGCUAUUGGCAAAGGGCCCAAAGCCUUUUCUAUCAGGCCAUGAUUAAGGCAACUCAAGGCACUUACAACAAUACUGUACCGAAAGCUGAGAUGUGCCUUUGGGAAGAGCAGUGGCUCCAUUGUGCUAGUCAGCUUAGUCAGUGGGAAGCUCUUUCUGAUUUUGGAAAGCUUGUUGAGAAUUACGAGAUACUACUCGAUAGUCUCUGGAAACAGCCAGAUUGGGCAUAUUUAAAAGAUCAAGUUAUUCCAAAGGCCCAACUAGAAGAAACUCCAAAACUUCGUAUUAUACAGGCAUAUUUUGCACUUCAUGAAAAGAAUACCAAUGGGGUGCCAGAGGCUGAAAAUAUAGUGGGAAAAGGUGUUGAUCUAGCUUUGGAACAGUGGUGGCAACUGCCUGAAAUGUCCAUUCAUGCCAGAAUACCUCUUCUGCAGCAGUUUCAGCAACUAGUUGAAGUUCAAGAAUCAGCUAGGAUUAUAGUGGAUAUUUCAAAUGGAAACAAACUGUCUGGAAAUUCUACUGUUGGUGGUCAUGGUGGCUUAUAUGCAGAUCUCAAGGAUAUUCUUGAGACAUGGAGAUUGAGAACACCAAAUGAAUGGGACAAUACGUCUGUUUGGUAUGAUUUGCUUCAGUGGAGGAAUGAAAUGUAUAAUGCGGUUAUAGAUGCAUUUAAGGAUUUUGGUAAUACAAAUUCACAACUGCAUCAUCUUGGUUUCCGCGACAAGGCAUGGAAUGUCAAUAAGCUUGCCCACAUUGCUCGUAAGCAUGGCUUAUCUGAUGUUUGUGUUUCUAUACUUGAGAAGAUGUAUGGUCACUCCACAAUGGAAGUUCAGGAGGCUUUUGUUAAAAUAAGAGAACAAGCAAAAGCAUACUUGGAAAUGAAGGGGGAGCUGACGAGUGGUCUUAAUUUGAUUAAUAGUACUAAUCUGGAAUAUUUUCCUGUUAAACACAAGGCUGAAAUUUUUCGUCUUAAAGGUGAUUUUCUGUUGAAACUUAGUGACUGUGAAGGUGCCAACCUUGCAUAUUCAAAUGCUAUUACCCUCUUCAAGAACUUGCCUAAGGGAUGGAUUAGUUGGGGAAAUUAUUGUGACAUGGCCUAUAAGGAAACACAUGAAGAGGUCUGGUUAGAAUAUGCAGUGAGCUGCUUCCUCCAUGGCAUCAAAUUCGGUAUUCCGAAUUCGAGAAGCCACCUAGCUCGUGUUCUAUAUCUUCUUAGCUUUGAUACUUCCAGUGAAUCUGUGGGAAGGGCAUUUGAUAAGUACUUGGACCAAAUACCUCAUUGGGUUUGGCUUUCUUGGAUUCCUCAGUUAUUGUUAUCUUUACAAAGGACUGAAGCUUCUCACUGCAAACUUGUUUUACUUAAAGUUGCAACUGUAUAUCCUCAGGCAUUGUAUUACUGGCUUCGCACAUAUUUGCUCGAGCGCCGUGAUGUUGCUAAUAAGUCUGAGUACGGUAGAAUUGCAAUGGCUCAACAAAGAAUGCAGCAAAACACUUCUGGUGUUGGUGCAUCUGGAUCUAUUAGCUUGGCUGAGGGAAGUACAAGAGUUUCUGUUCACGGCGGGGGCGCUUUGGUCUCAGAGAAUCAACUUCAUCAAGGAACUCAAUCUGCUGGAGGUCUUGGGUCACAUGAUGGAAGUAGCUCUCAAGUGCAAGAAACUGAAAGGUCAGGUGCUGCUGAAAGUAACAUGCCUUCUGGGAACGACCAAUCAAUGCAGUUAAAUUCAUCCAACAAUGAAGCUGCACUGAGGCGAAACAGUGCAAUGGGAUUGGUUGCCUCUGCUGCCAGUGCUUUUGAUGCUGCAAAAGACAUAAUGGAGACUCUUAGAAGCAAGCACACCAAUCUUGCUAGUGAACUUGAGAUCCUACUUACUGAAAUUGGCUCGAGGUUCGUCACAUUGCCUGAGGAGAGACUGCUGGCUGUAGUGAAUGCUUUGCUUCAUCGUUGUUACAAGUACCCAACUGCAACUACAGCAGAAGUUCCACAAUCUCUCAAGAAAGAGCUUUCUGGUGUUUGCAGAGCUUGCUUUUCAGCAGAUGCUGUGAACAAGCAUGUUGAUUUUGUGAGAGAAUACAAGCAGGAUUUUGAGCGUGACCUUGAUCCAGAAAGUACUGCAACAUUUCCAGCCACCCUUGCCGAUCUAACUGAAAGAUUGAAGCACUGGAAGAACAUUCUCCAGAGUAAUGUUGAAGAUCGGUUCCCAGCUGUUUUGAAGUUGGAGGAUGAAAGUAGGGUGUUGCGAGACUUCUAUGUUGUUGAUGUGGAGGUUCCAGGGCAAUAUUUUGCUGAUCAGGAAGUUGCACCGGAUCAUACAGUGAAGUUGGACAGGGUUGGAGCUGACAUUCCUAUCGUAAGAAGGCAUGGUAGCAGUUUCCGGCGUUUGACUCUGAUUGGCUCUGAUGGCUCUCAGCGCCAUUUUAUAGUUCAGACAUCCUUAACUCCAAAUGCUAGAAGUGAUGAAAGAAUUUUGCAACUCUUCCGUGUCAUGAACAGAAUGUUUGAUAAGCACAAGGAAUCCAGGCGUCGACACAUCUGUAUUCACACCCCAAUUAUUAUUCCUGUGUGGUCCCAGGUCCGUAUGGUUGAAGAUGAUUUGAUGUAUAGCACCUUCCUUGAGGUAUAUGAGAACCAUUGUGCGAGAAAUGACCGAGAGGCAGAUUUGCCAAUUACUUAUUUCAAAGAGCAACUGAACCAAGCCAUAUGUGGGCAGAUAUCACCAGAAGCUGUGGUAGAUCUUCGCCUGCAAGCUUAUAAUGAUAUAACAAAAAAUAUUGUGACAGAGACCAUAUUCUCGCAAUUCAUGUAUAAAACUUUGUUAAAUGGGAAUCAUACGUGGGCAUUCAAGAAACAAUUUGCAGUACAGUUAGCUCUCUCAAGCUUUAUGUCGUUCAUGCUGCAAAUAGGAGGAAGGUCCCCAAACAAGAUUUUGUUUGCCAAAAAUACAGGAAAAAUAUUUCAGACAGAUUUCCAUCCAUCAUACGAUGCUAAUGGAAUGAUAGAGUUUAAUGAACCAGUGCCAUUCAGAUUGACAAGGAAUCUGCAGGCGUUUUUCUCUCAUUUUGGUGUUGAAGGCCUUAUAGUCUCUGCAAUGUGUGCAGCUUCACAGGCCGUGGUUUCACCCAAACAAAGUCAGCAUUUAUGGCAUCACCUGGCUAUGUUUUUCCGUGAUGAGUUGAUAUCUUGGUCUUGGAGAAGACCUCUUGGGAUGCCUCUUGCUCCUGUUGGAGGAGGUAGUUUGAAUAAUGUUGACCUCAAGCAGAAAGUCACUACAAAUGUCGAGCAUGUCAUUACUCGUAUCAAUGGCAUAGCACCACAAUACAUCUCUGAAGAGGAGGAAAAUGGUGUGGAUCCACCACAAUCAGUGCAGAGGGGUGUUGCAGAGUUGGUUGACGCUGCCCUCACUCCCAGAAAUUUAUGCAUGAUGGAUCCCACGUGGCAUCCUUGGUUUUAAUUAUUAUUAUUAUUCUUCUUCUGUAUAGUCAGUCCAUUUAGUUUGUGGGGUUAUCUUUUUCGUAGAUAGUAGUGAAUUGUGGAUCUAACUUCUGACUUGAGGAACUUGAAUGCUCUCUCUUUCUCUCUCUAGGAAUAUGAAUGCUAAUCUUUGUAAAUACAUUUAAGUUAUAAUAUAUCAAUUUUUUCUUGCCUUU